Anopheles cruzii is the source of this 1219-nucleotide messenger RNA. RefSeq lists its product as uncharacterized. The transcript has a single exon. NCBI's taxonomy places the organism in Eukaryota, Metazoa, Arthropoda, Insecta, Diptera, Culicidae. The coding region runs from base 186 to 1115 and encodes 309 amino acids. The record is from RefSeq and is a predicted model, not a curated record.
AAUAAUAUUGCUUCACUUUCACAAUAUUGUUUUUAGUUUUGCCUUACUGCGGGUGAAUUCGACCCACAAACCGGAGUAAACCACUUCCAGCGAGUCUGCCGGACCCGGAUCGUCGAUAAUGCGAUAAAAUUUCGCCCACCGUAAGACAGUGAAUAGUGCACAACACACACACACAACACGAAGCCAUGGAACCUCCGUACACCUACUUACAGGUGGAUCUGCAAGAGCACCCAGCCCCGAUGGAGAUUCCGCCGUCGUUCAGCAUAGAGGACUUCAACCUGUACUACCAGCACGCGUACAAUCCGUACUCGGAGUACGACAAGAAUGCCUUCUACGCGAACCAAAUGUCAGCCGCCGGUGGGCCAGGUGUUGCGCGAAACUCCUUCCAGAAGCAUCCCAAGGGCGUCAGUGGCAGCACCAAGCAUCAGCAGCAACAUCAGCAGCACCAGCCGCAGCAGCCUGUACCUCCGCCGCCGCCACCGCACCAGCAACAGCAUCAUCAACACCACAGCCACCAGCACCAGCACCACCAUCCGUCGGCUCAGGGGCGCAGUGGGACGAAAGAGAAAAAGAAUGCGCCAGCCCCAACCAAUAACCCAAACCAACCACAACAGCAGCAACAACAGCAGCAGCAGCAGCACCAACAGCCAGACACGAAGCAGCAUCCGCAUUCGUUUACCGUGCCCGAACCGCAGCACCCACCACCAGCAGCGACACCGCUGCAGGCUGAAGGCAAAGUGACGAUCAAGUCACUGAUCCGAGCGAAGCACACCCUCCAGCAGCGCAUCAAGCGCCAGAACGAGACACCGGAGCAGAAGGCGCUCCGGAGGCAGCGGAACGCCGAGCUUAACCGAAGGCGCCGCCAAAACAAGGAGGACAUACGGGUAACGAUCGAGAAGGCGAAGAACCGGUUGCGGCAGCGGAUAAAGCGCGAAAUCGAUCGGAUGCUGCGGACACGCCAGAAGCGCGACGACUUUCUGCGCGAAACGUUCGAGCAGAUGGCGGCCGUGUUCUCCGACUCCGAUAUGCUACUGUACCAGGACCGGGUGGCGAACGUCAUUCGGGACAUUUCCAACAUAGAGUUUCCGAAGUCAGAAACCGGCGGCAGCACCUAAAGCGCCGGUGUACAGCAAGUGUUGAGCACUGUUCCGGGACGGUCCCGACAGCCGACACCGAGAAUAGCGGCAGAUAGUGCGCAGAUGAGUGAACAAAUGAGUAG